AUGAGUGGACGAUUGGUAUUAUCCACUCUCCAAUCGGUGCGGGCUACUGGGAACUCUCUGUAUUGCUUAUCGCCCUGGGGUGACUCCUCAAUCAUGAUAUUGCCUUGUAUUCGUGUACGAGAUGUCGUCAUGCAUGCUGUUGUGGCAGCUACAGGAGGCACGGCAGCUGUUGCGACUCCACUGCUUCAUGUUGUGGGAGAUUCAAUUGUACACGCUGGAUUGGAUUGCAUCGCUACUGAAGUUGCAACAAUCGGCACCUACCACAUCGCUGCUCAUGGGAUGAACGAGAUGCUCGCCGAGAAGAUUGGUAAUCAGUUUCCACACCGCUCCCAGAAGCUCGAAACAACGGCAAUCAUGAGCAUCCUCAUUACCCUGAAGCACAAGCAUACCAUGGACGACGCAGCGCUCGGAUUCUAUCGCUCAUCUACCCAUUCUGACACCAAUCUCUUGUCUGAUGUUGCCGAUUAUCUCUCUAUACAAAAGGGCUGGUUCAGUCCUUAUCUAUUUGCUUCCAAAAGACGGCCCGUCAUCCCUCGUGCGAUGCGGCCUGAUGUUGUGUUUUGUCAUGGACCAUUUCUCGAGGGAGAUUAUCGAGUUGCAGAAACCCUUCUAUCGAACUCUGCCUCUGUACUCGAUCUCGCCCCGCCACCGCCUCCGCCAGUCCCACAGCCCAAUAAAUCCUUCCUGAACCUACCACUUCUAGGGAAGAAUUCUCCGAACAGCUCUCGCACUCCUUCCCGCACUCCUUCCCCGGCCCCUGAGGGUGUAGCCCUUCCGCCGCUCGAACUUCCACCACGUCGGUUGCUCGUGUGCCUGGUUGGUAUCAAGCCGCACCGAGCGCUCUGGGCGACGUCUGCCCGCCCAGGAGAAUCCAUCUUCCAUUACUUGCUGCUCGAUGGAGUGCCUGCAAUUGUGCUCCCCGCACUUCCAGGCUGCCCCUUGCUCGCGUGGGAUACCCUGACUCUGACAGACAUGUACAAGAAAGUGGUUGACGGAGCGGUCGUGCCUGAAAAGUGGCAAGGGAUCGUCAGCAUCUUGUUCGAAUAUCUGUGUUUGUGCGUCGACUGGGAUAGGCUCCUUGUUCCCACGACAACUGCAAACGGGAACGCGGAACCGACGAUGGACCUGAAGCAGAGCGCCCUGCGAAGCGCUAUCGAUCUGCUCGUUGAGGGUGCAGUGAGGAGUGUCGAGUAUAAGGACGUGAAGAAGAAUGUGGAUAUAGAUCGGGCGGGUAUUGUCAUGUUCCGUAUGCCAUAG
Messenger RNA from Dacryopinax primogenitus, 1257 nucleotides. RefSeq lists its product as uncharacterized. Bases 1 to 1257 code for a protein of 418 amino acids. NCBI's taxonomy places the organism in Eukaryota, Fungi, Basidiomycota, Dacrymycetes, Dacrymycetales, Dacrymycetaceae. The transcript has 5 exons. The record is from RefSeq and is a predicted model, not a curated record.